This is a messenger RNA of Fundulus heteroclitus (mummichog), 2175 nucleotides long. RefSeq names its product heterogeneous nuclear ribonucleoprotein A3 (gene hnrnpa3). Lineage: Eukaryota; Metazoa; Chordata; Actinopteri; Cyprinodontiformes; Fundulidae. The coding region runs from base 171 to 1154 and encodes 327 amino acids. Gene Ontology annotation, molecular function: RNA binding. The record is from RefSeq and is a predicted model, not a curated record. The transcript has 11 exons.
UUAUGACUGAACUGGGGAGGGGGAGAUAUGUGUAACAUCUAUUACGACUUGUUUUAUUCGUGAACCACAGACACGAGUGGCUAUCGUCUGUAGCGUCAGACCCACCAGCGGCAAAGUGGGCAGGAGGUCACGUGAUACGUAGCAACAUCUCCGCCCUGCACAUCCGCAAAAUGGAGGACCGUGAGGCUAAAGAACCCGAACAGCUCCGAAAGCUGUUCAUCGGAGGUCUGAGCUUCGAAACCACGGAGGAGAGUUUACGGGCUCACUUUGAGCAAUGGGGAUCCCUCACAGACUGUGUGGUGAUGAGGGACCCUAACAGUAAACGAUCCAGAGGUUUCGGCUUUGUAACUUACUCCUCUGUACCUGAAGUCGAUGAGGCCAUGAAAGCAAGGCCUCAUAAAGUCGACGGGCGAGUGGUUGAGCCCAAGAGAGCCGUCUCCAGAGAGGACUCUAACAAACCAGGAGCACAUCUGACAGUGAAGAAGAUCUUCGUUGGUGGUAUCAAAGAAGACACAGAGGAGCACCACAUUCGGGACUACUUUGAGAAGUACGGUAAGAUCGACUGCAUCGACAUCAUGGAGGAGCGCUCCACAGGGAAGAAGAGAGGAUUCUGCUUCGUCUCCUUUGACGACCAUGACACCGUGGACAAAAUAGUCGCCCAGAAAUUCCACACAAUAAACUCCCACAACUGUGAAGUGCGUAAAGCUCUAUCAAAACAGGAAAUGAAUGCUAUAUCCAGUAACCGAGGAAGGAGCGGAGGAUCAGGAAACUUCAUGAGCAGAGGGGGAAACUUUGGAGGCGGCGGCAACUUUGGUCGAGGCAGCUAUGGAGGACGUGGAGGCUAUGACGAUGAUUUUGACAGUGGUCCAGGAGGAAAUUACGGCGGUGGACCUAGUUAUGGAGGCGGCCGACCAGGUUAUGGAGGCGGCGGUCCGAGCUACGGGAACCAGGGUGGAGGGUUUGGUGGCAGCGGUGAUGGAGGUUAUGGAGGAUAUGGAGGCGGUAGCUACAACGACUUUGGGAGUUAUGGUGGACAGCAGUCAAACUAUGGGCCAAUGAAGGGAAAUAACUUUGGCAGAAACUCUGGUGGACCCUAUGGUGGUGGCUACAGCUCCGGAGGCGGUGGCGGAGGCUACGGCUCACGGCGGUACUGAACACAGCAUGUUUUCGGCUUCAGUUCUUAGCAGGAGAGGCGAGGAGGUGAGCAAAGGAAUUGUCAGGAAAGCUGCAGGUUACUUUGAGGCAGUCAUCUGAAAGCAUUAGAGGAACACAGAAGUCAGACUUAACUGCAGCUAAGUCGGAGAAGUUAAAGGAAGAAGGACUGUAAGAACAAGACAUGAGUGCAGAUGAUGCCCUUCCCUAAUUGUGGUAGAUGUUUCCCUGCUGAGAAAGUUUUCCUUUUUCUGCGUCUAAAGUGUGUGUGUAUUGUGCCUAAUGGUAUCAGGGGUUAAGAGCAACUUUUUUUUAAACCUUCACUCCUACAUUUUUUUUUUACUUUCAUUUUCUAUGGCCUGGUUUUCUGCUGGCCAAUUGUUUUACAUCAGCCCUUAGAUCAGCUAGAAUUUCUUCUUUCUGACGUUAUUAUGAUUAAUUGAUUGCAAGUGUCAAGUGUAUUUUAACUUUUCCAUGUAAAGCACAGUGUGUAAACCCUUCGUAGUACCAGUGUCAACAAGUAUAAAGAGCCCGAAUUAGAACCAAGGGAAUCCCUCGCUCCAUAUGUUCCCAGCCAACCAGUUUUUAGAUUGUUCACAUAUUUCCGUUAGUAGAUUUGAAAAAGAAAAAAAAAAGACAAAAUAAAAUUGUGUAGUAAAGUAACACAAGGUUCAGUGCAUUAUUGGUUCAGCAAAGGUUUAAAUGAGUCACAGACUAUUGUUUUUCCAUGUCAUUGCAAUGUUGGUGCAGCCUGUUCAACUUAACUGUGGAGGUUUUGUAAGCAGUGUUUUCUUUGCUGUUUUGUCACGUUACAACUUCAGACUUGCAGGUAUUUUGUUCAGAUGUUAUAUUAUAGACCAACACAAAGUAGCACACAAUUGCUAAGUGGAAGGAAAAUAAUUGUUUUUAGAAAUUUUACACAGGAAAAAAAGAAAAUGUGGCAUGCAUUUGUAUUCAACCCUGUUUACUCUCAGACCCCUGAAAUAAAUCCAGUUCACCCAGUCGCCUUCAGAAGUCACAGUA